UCCUUAGAAACUCUGCCUUAGGAGAGAUGGCACCAAUAGAAUAAAAGCUCCCUGUGAGAGGGAUUUUUUUCCCAUCUGUUUGCUGCUGUCUCCUCAGUUUCUAGUACAGCCUGAUACAUAGUAGGUGUUCCACAAAGACUUGCUGAAUGAAUGAGUGGACUAGCUGAGAGAGAAGAGGAUGCACUUUGGAUCCAUACUGCUAACACUGAAUCCAGGCAACUUGGACUCCUCACCAAGUGUUACCACCCUUGUCAUCUGAGAAAGGCAGAGCAGCUGGGAGACCUGCUCCACCCUUCUCCCCAUCCCCCACCCUCCUCUGCAUUCCACCAGUCAUAUAUCAUCAGGCACCAGUCUGGGAGGUAUGCUGUCUGAGAUUUUGCCUCCUCAAGGUGAAUGUGGGCCUCACGGGGCCAUCUUUAUGGUCCUUCCCCACCUGGGGCUCAUCCUGGUCUGGCUGUUCACUCACAAGCAGAUGUCUGGUUGGUGUGAGGGCCCGAGGAGUCUGCCCUGGUGCCCACUCCACAAAGUCUUAUUGCUUAUACGGACAACUAUCUACUCUGUCAUGGGCUAUGCCUCCUACCUGGUGUGGAAGGACCUGGGAAAGGGCUUUGGGCGACCCCUGGCCCUGCCUCUCGGCCUUUAUGCUGCACAGCUCGUCAUCAGCUGGAUCAUCCCGAUUCUCUUUUUCAGGGCCCACAGUCCUGGUCUGGAGUGCCUGCCCCUGGGCCUGCCUCCCCAAAUCCUAAACAAGGCCAGCUGGAAGCCCCAGACGCCUUGCAGGAGAGGUCUCCACCUGCUGCGUGGAGGAAUCACCAUGAGGAGCUCUUAAAAAUAAUGAACAGACUAUUCAGGGAUGAGACCUGGUCAUCAGUGUUCUGAGAACUCCCCAGGACUUCCUCAGGUGCAGCUAAGACUGAAAACUAUGGCUGUGUACUCUCAGAGCCACUUUGGAGCUUUUUUAAAAAAUGCAUACUCCUCGGACCUACACAAGACCUGCAGAUCAGAACUUUUGGGGUGGGUUCCUGGCAUCAAUAUAUUUAACAAGCUCCUCAGCACUUUGGUCAGCUGUUCACUAAAGUUUGAAUGCUCUGGGCACAGAUGGUUUCUGAGGGCCCUUUUUAGCUCUGACAAUCUGUGGUUCCAUGAGCUGAGUUUGAGGGCUGAAAUAAACUGUGUCUUCUCACAUGGGGGCCAAAGGCCUCACAAGGGGAGAAGCCAGCAGGGCAGCAUCAUUUGAGAAGGGGACUGGCUCUUUCCAGAGCUCACCCAGUGAGAGGUAACCUGCAGCCUCCCCUCCUCCGCUAAGGACAUGCUCCACCCAGCAGGUCAGAUCACCUAUGCCCCAGGAGUUCAGACACAAUGUCCCACCCACCUUUGUAUCUCCAGCUCCAGGGCAGGGCAGGGCACUGAGUGGGUGCCCAUACAUUUUUGUUGAUUGAUUGAACGCCUUGUCACACUUUAGAAAAAGAAUGCUGAUCAGCACGCUGCCACCACCCACCACUACUCUGGGCCAAUUGAAAAAGAGGGGAAGGGCUUUAAUAGUUUUGGAAACUUCUCCUGGUUCUAAUGUGCAGCCAGAUUGAGAACUGCUGCUGUAGGGCAUUGCUUCUCAAAGUGUGGCCCAGUGACCUGCUGGGGCACUUGCUGAAGUUACCAGCCCCACUCCAGAACUAUGGUAUCAGAUCAUCUUGGGGAGUGAGGGCAAUAGAGUGCAGGGGUUGCAGUUCUGGACGUGGAGUCAGACCAGCCUGGGGUUGGAUAUUGACUCCUGCCAUUUAUUAACUAGUAACUUGCUGCAACUUACUUCUGUCUAUGUUUAAUUUUCCUCAUCUGUAAAAUGGGGACCUCAUGGAUUUACUGGGAUGAGUAAAUGAGAUAAUGGGUAAAAA
Molecule: messenger RNA, 1889 nt
Organism: Cynocephalus volans (Philippine flying lemur)
Lineage: Eukaryota; Metazoa; Chordata; Mammalia; Dermoptera; Cynocephalidae
Gene: TSPO2
Product: translocator protein 2
Exons: 5
Coding region: 362-829 (155 amino acids)
Cellular component (GO): mitochondrial outer membrane
Source: RefSeq, a predicted model, not a curated record